UAUUGCAAAUGGCGGUGCAUGGAGUGAUAACUGUUGUCUUUUUAGUUAUAGUGGAUAUAUUUCUCGCCACACUGUUUUUGCUGAAGUCAAAUUGGACAAAAGUGUCAUGGUUGACCGCUACAUCAGAUCUUCAGUUUUGUACAACGUCAGUGGACUUGUGGUUAACCGCCAUUUCUCGUUUUUCCUUGAUCGCAGGAGCAAUCUUGGGCACAAGAUUAAAUGCAACGCAAGGACGUGCUCGUUUGAGGCUGUCUAGAAAGCUCAUAUAUUGUUUAUCGUUUGGUAUCGUUGUUUAUGUCCUAGCAAAGUUUCUAGCAAGUACAGAGUGCGUUGAAACACGCAGUUCCAAGGUAUGGCUUUGGUUGUUUUUUGGUCAUACUGCCGUGUUUUCAGUCACUUUUUCUUGGAGUUGGUGGGUGAUGGGUAGUGGAGCAUUGCAGAAGACUGUGCUUGUGGUUAAUGAAGAUCAAGAGGUUGGCUCAGUGCUGGAAAUACAAGGAUCUUUGUCAUCUGAAUCUGAUGAUGAAAGCGUUGACUCAGAGGAUAGCUCUCAUGACAGCAACACAAAUGAUGCAAAAAGCAAAGUUACAAUAUCAAAGCUUCUUUCUGUAUCCAGACCAGAUAUCCACUAUCUUUUCCUGGCAUUUCUAUUCCUUCUUUGUGCCGCAGUCGGGGAGAUGUUUAUUCCUUACUACACCGGCCAAGUCAUUGACAGCAUUGCCAUUGAAAAAGACAGUGCUAAAUUUCAUAGAUCCAUCAUCAUAAUGGGCUUGUUAUCCUUCAUAACUGCCAUCUGUUCUGGUUUUCGGGGCGGUAUAUUCACUCUUGUAUUGAGUCGGUUUUACAUUCGAGUUAAUAAACUUCUAUUUGGUUCCAUAAUCAAUCAAGAAAUCGCCUUCUUCGAUAAAACUAGAACUGGAGACAUCGUUUCUCGUUUGACUUCAGACACGAGCAAAAUGGGCGAACAAGUUACAUUGAACAUCAAUGUCUUUCUAAGAAAUGUUGUUACAGCACUAGGUGUGUGCGUACUAAUGUUUCAUAUUUCAUGGAAAUUGAGUACAAUGACCCUAAUAAGUAUACCAGUGGUGGCAGUCAUCUCCGAUGUGUACGGUAAAUAUUUUCAAAAGCUUUCCGAGAAAGUGCAAAAUUCUAUUGCAAAAGCGAAUGAGGUGGCGGAGGAGGUUAUUUCUGCCAUGAGGACAGUGAGGAGCUUUGCAAAUGAAGAUGGCGUUAUGAACGAGUAUGCAAGGAAAUUGGAUAAAACCUAUGCCUUAAACAAGAAAGAGGCAUUGGUGUACGGUGGUUAUACUUGGUGUAACCAUACUUUGGAGAUGAUUACUGACGUACUAACGUUAUAUUAUGGCGGACACUUGGUAAUGAGAGGAGAAUUAAGCGGCGGUAAUCUCGUUUCGUUUCUCCUCUAUUCCUUGAGUCUGGGCCACGCUAUCGAGGAAAUUGGUGAUGUUUAUACUGGAUUAGUGGAUGCUGUUGGUGCUGCAGAAAAGGUAUUCCAGUACAUAGACAGGGAGCCUGAGAUACCUAAUAAUGGGACUUUGGCGCCAAGUGAAUUUUCGGGUAGAGUGGAAUUCAAGAACGUCACGUUCUCCUACCCAACUAGGUCUGACUCCACUGUCUUGAAAGAUAUCUCUUUCAUCGUUGAACCUGGAGAAAUGGUUGCUAUUGUCGGCUCGAGCGGUGCUGGAAAGAGCACGUGUAUCAAUCUUCUAGAACAUUUCUACGAACCCGGCGAAGGUGAUGUUCUAAUUGACGGGAUUUCCGUGAAAGAGUUUGAUCACAAAUUCCUCCACGACAGAGUCGCAUUGGUAGGACAAGAACCUGUGUUAUUUGCCAGAAAUUUAAAGGAAAACAUUGCUUAUAACUUCGAGUGCAGUACAGGAAACGAACUUGAGGAGAAAGUUGAAAACGCGGCGAGAUUAGCGAAUGCACAUGAUUUCAUCACAGAUUUAGCUCAGGGAUAUGAUACUCAAGCAGGCGAGAAGGGACAGCAGCUUUCUGGCGGGCAGAAGCAACGCGUUGCUAUCGCCAGAGCUCUGAUUCGCAAGCCUUCAGUGGUGCUCUUCGAUGAGGCCACGAGUGCUUUGGACGCGGAGAGCGAGUAUAAGAUACAACAAGCGAUGUUUGAGAAUUUGAACGGCAGGACGGUGAUUGUGGUCGCGCACAGGUUCAGCACGAUCGAGAAAGCGAACAGGAUUAUUGUCAUGGAGAAAGGAAGCAUUGUUGAGGUUGGAAAUCAUUCCGAGCUCAUGGCUAAAGAAGGCACGUACGCAAAGUUGGUUCGACAUCAGUUGGUUAAAAAUGAAGAAAUGAACGAGGAUGAGAAUUUCAGGACUUGAUGAUGUUAGACGUUAAAUUUACGUUAAAUUUAGUGAAAUUUU
Messenger RNA from Dendronephthya gigantea, 2396 nucleotides. Its product is annotated as ATP-binding cassette sub-family B member 9-like. The record is from RefSeq and is a predicted model, not a curated record. Bases 9 to 2354 code for a protein of 781 amino acids. Gene Ontology annotation, molecular function: ATP binding; ATP hydrolysis activity; ABC-type oligopeptide transporter activity. Lineage: Eukaryota; Metazoa; Cnidaria; Anthozoa; Malacalcyonacea; Nephtheidae. Gene Ontology annotation, cellular component: membrane. The transcript has 4 exons. Gene Ontology annotation, biological process: transmembrane transport.